This is a messenger RNA of Labeo rohita (rohu), 3758 nucleotides long. It is a transcript of the gene gsk3aa, whose product is annotated as glycogen synthase kinase 3 alpha a. Gene Ontology annotation, biological process: negative regulation of canonical Wnt signaling pathway; insulin receptor signaling pathway; protein phosphorylation. Gene Ontology annotation, cellular component: axon; nucleus; cytoplasm. The coding region runs from base 137 to 1525 and encodes 462 amino acids. The record is from RefSeq and is a predicted model, not a curated record. Gene Ontology annotation, molecular function: protein serine/threonine kinase activity; ATP binding. The transcript has 10 exons. NCBI's taxonomy places the organism in Eukaryota, Metazoa, Chordata, Actinopteri, Cypriniformes, Cyprinidae.
UGUUUGGAGUCCGGAUCAAUAUAGCGCGGCCGAACUGCAUUCCCCAUGAGGCUGCGCGUAUUCUCAGCGCGUGAGAGAGUGGGUGAUCGCUGAGGGUCGCGGCAAAAAGGUUUGUCAUCUUUUCGUUUUUAACCCAAUGUUUCACCCCGCACGAGGCCACGUCGACGAGGGAACCGCUGAUCCUCGACCCACAGCCUCGGCACACUUUCAGUCCGAUAUGAGCGGCAGCGGGCGGCCCAGGACGACCUCGUUCGCUGAGCCUCAGGGGGCGUCCGGAGCCGCUGCAGCAUCCGCCGGAUCCGCCGCUGUCGUGGGGAGCAACACAGGAAAGCCCGGGGUCUCACAGGCCUCGGCGGACAGUUCAUCUGCUUGCGCAAAUUUAAAACUAUCUAGAGACAGUGGGAAGGUGACCACAGUGGUUGCCACACCAGGGCAGGGCCCGGAUCGCCCGCAGGAAGUGUCCUACACUGAUAUCAAGGUGAUCGGUAAUGGCUCCUUUGGCGUUGUGUAUCAGGCACGCCUCAUUGACACUCAGGAGUGGGUGGCCAUCAAGAAGGUACUUCAGGAUAAGCGAUUUAAGAAUCGAGAACUUCAGAUUAUGAGAAAACUGGACCACUGCAAUAUAGUGAGGCUGCGCUAUUUCUUCUAUUGCAGUGGAGAGAAGAAGGAUGAGGUUUACCUCAAUCUGGUGCUGGACUACGUGCCUGAGACCGUCUACAGGGUGGCACGACACUUCAGCAAAGCUAAAACCAUUAUUCCCAUCUUUUAUGUGAAGGUGUAUAUGUAUCAGCUUUUCCGCAGUUUGGCCUACAUCCAUUCCCAGGGCGUGUGUCACAGAGACAUCAAACCACAGAACCUUCUGGUGGACCCAGAAACAGCUGUUCUCAAGCUCUGUGACUUUGGCAGUGCCAAGCAGCUGGUGAGGGGUGAGCCCAACGUCUCUUAUAUCUGCUCACGAUACUAUCGCGCCCCUGAGCUCAUCUUUGGUGCCACAGACUACACCUCUAACAUUGACAUCUGGUCGGCCGGAUGUGUGCUGGCCGAACUGCUGCUGGGGCAGCCCAUCUUCCCUGGAGACAGUGGUGUGGACCAGCUAGUGGAGAUCAUAAAGGUACUUGGAACCCCCACAAGAGAACAGAUCCGUGAAAUGAACCCCAACUACACAGAGUUCAAAUUCCCACAGAUCAAAGCACAUCCAUGGACCAAGGUGUUUAAACCAAGAACUCCGCCUGAGGCAAUAGCCCUGUGCUCUCGGCUGUUAGAGUACACACCAGUGACACGACUGUCUCCGCUCCAGGCCUGUGCUCAUGCCUUCUUUGACGAGCUGCGCCAACCUGGCACGCGUCUGCCCAGCGGUCGGGAGCUGCCUCCGCUUUUCAACUUCACCACGACAGAGCUAAUGAUUCAGCCGCAGCUCAAUUCCACUCUCAUUCCACCUCAUGCCCGCGCACAAACCGUAGCUUCCUCCAACGAUGGCUCUGAAGGUUCAGUACAGCCCGGAUCUACUCUGACCAACAGCACCUGAGGCUGUCUCUAAAAAAACAAGCUUACACACCACAGCAUCUGAGCCACCACAGCGCACAUCUCUCCCUCUGACAAACACACACACACAGUCUUACACGCUCUUUACCUCAUACACGGCUUCUCCUCCCUAUAGCUCGAAUUCACACAUUUACCGAACUAAUUCAGGUGUCCGGCGUUGCAGAAUAACCAGUUACUGCACUGCGGGCUGGAAAACCCAAUGUUUGCUGACUGUUGAACAAACUUGCAGUCUACCGAGAAGCACUCUGGACACACACACACUCCGACACACUGCCAUGCACACGCAACAAUGACAAAAUGUUAUACUGCUAAUAUUUGCUUCAGAUAAUAGAGGUAGUCAAUCUCGAAAGCGCUCAGAAUGGCUGCGUACGCCCGUAGUAAAGCUCACACGCAUCCAUAACGCAAUACCACGUGUGUUUUGGAGGUCAAAUGCGAGUGGUUCAGUGGCUAGGGGCAGGUCCUCUGUCUAAUUUUUAUCUUAAUUUAUUUAAACCGACGUUAUCAGUGGAUGUUUUCCCUUGAUUUGUUUAGGAGUAACACUCUCAGUAUCCCUAUUAGAGGUAAAAUACAUUCACUGGGAACAAGGAGUCAUGGUAAAUGAUGUAUCUUGUUGUAAAUGUCAAGGAAAAGAGAUGAGACUAAAUGUGGUGGUUUUAUACAGUUAUUUUAUUGUCUUUUAAAAGAUGAGAAUAAUAUCUUGCUUUUACCUUCCAGUAAAUAUAUUUAUUAUUUUAAAAUGGUGACUUUCGAGAAAGCAUCUGCAGGUGUUUCCCUGUUAGCUGGGAAAAGGUUUAACACUCUUGUUGACCAUGAAGAAGGGAAAGAAGCAGGUAUGCAAGAUAAUAGCCUAUCAAUAUUGUUGUACUGAAGUGACUUUAUAUUCCUGGGCAUUUAAUUUUCAUUAACUGUUAAUGAUGCUCUGGGUCUAGGCUUAAUUUAUGCUUGUGAGAUUACAAUGUCUUCAUCCGUUCAGAGUCUUUUUUAAAUGACGUCAGGUUUGGAGACUAAACCAUGCGUCAUAAUUCAGUGUUUCAGUACGUUUCCUUUCCGUUUUAGCUUUUCGGUCUAUGCCAUUUUUACAGUAAAUUAAGCUACUCCUAAGGACUUUGUGGUAGAACAGUUUUAGAAUAUGUUAGUGAAUCUGCACACGAGUUGAAAAUCAUAAUGUCAAAUCGUCACAAACUGUCCAAAAUCUUUUUUUUUUUUUUUCCCUUGAACAUAUCUGUUAGACUCUCAAUAAACCCUCUAUUGAGGUCCUCGAAGGCCCUUCUUCCAACUUUCUCUGAUGCUCAUGCUCUUCUCCUGUUCUUUUUCAUUAGUCUUUUUAUGUUGUUUAGUGGGUGUGGCUUGACCAAGUUUGCCCCGCCCACCUGUAUGUAAAUAUACCUCGGUUUUUAAGCCCUGUGUAAGAUGUAAAUACCGACACUGUACCACUUUUGUGUUUUCGUUCAUGUCUUUCUCUCCCUUCAUCUCUCUUGGGCUGUCUUCUCUUAGCUCGGAAGAGCUCGACCUCCGUUUUGUUUGUCAUUUACAGUAUUUAUUGUUUUGCACUGUAAGGUUGGGGCUGAAAGUUUCACUUAUUUUGUGUGAAAUAGCAACCCUCGUCAGCGUACUGUAUGUCAGUUCAUAAGCUCAGCGUGAUUCGCAAGGAAAAGGGAGGUGCGUGUCCAACAGGGUCACGCUUUGUUCUCAACUUGGCAAUUUGAGCACAUUUUUGCAAAGGUGCACUGGAAGCCAUGCUCAUACGGUCUGUUUUUCAUGAAAAGGACUGUCUCUGAAGUGAAUUGGCUUCUUUGUGGCAAUUUUGCCUCGAAGACAGUGGAAUGUGUUUACUACUCUAUAAUCUGACAUCUGUGAAUCAAGCCCACAGCAUCAUGUGUGUGUACUCUAAGAAAAUGUGAAUAUUUUUUAAAAUAUAUAUACAUAUAUAUAUUUAAAUGUGCAUUUGGCUUUGAAGUUUAUUUUCCUCCCCUUUAAGGUUAGCCUGUGAAGUCUCUUCUUCUUUGCUCUUAUAAUCCUGCCCUCCCCUAGUCUCUGCCUUAAAACUACCAUACAAACGUUUGUCUGUUAUUACCUCUUUUUUUUUUUGUUAAUUGUUGGAACUUUCUGCCUCAGCAUUCUGGCCCAGGGGAAUUGUGUCCUGAGACAAAGAGAGAGACGAAUGGAGAGAGCUUGUCAGAAUAAAUUGAACUCAUUUAAUAAAGUGACGAAACUGA